UUGUCCGCAACAACCAAUCAGAAGGGUUCGUGUAGCUAGAUGCGUUUUACUCUGCGAGCGUGCGUACUAGCUUGAUGUUGGUGUUAAGCUUGAAAACUCAUUCAUUAGAUAGUUAGUUCAGCUUUGAUAGUAAGAUCAGAUUUGAGUAUUUACACAACAAUGAUCGAACCGAAGAAGCGUGGGGCAGACAUGGCAGUUGUUCCGGUUGGUUUGAAGAGACCCCGGACCGAGUUGGUGACCGCAGCUCAGAACCAGCAGCUCUCUGCUAUGGGUCCCCCGCGCAGCUCCAGUUUGCAGGCUCCUAUAAUGCUGCUCUCAGGUCAUGAAGGAGAAGUUUACUGCUGCAAGUUUCAUCCCAAUGGAGCCACAUUAGCCUCCUCGGGAUAUGACCGGCUCAUCUUACUGUGGAAUGUUUAUGGAGACUGUGAGAACUAUGCGACACUUAAAGGCCACAGUGGAGCUGUGAUGGAUCUUCACUACAACACAGAUGGCAGUCUGCUCUUCUCAGCCAGUACAGACAAGACAGUGUGUGUGUGGGACAGUGAGACAGGGGAGCGUGUGAAGCGUCUGAAAGGUCACACUUCCUUUGUGAACUCCUGUUUUCCGGCUCGACGCGGCCCACAGCUGGCCUGCACAGGCAGUGAUGAUGGUACUGUGAAGCUUUGGGACAUCAGGAAGAAGGCCUCUGUUCACACAUUCCAGAAUACCUAUCAGGUUCUUAGUGUGACAUUCAAUGACACCAGUGACCAGAUCAUCUCAGGAGGCAUUGACAAUGACAUAAAGGUGUGGGACUUGAGGCAGAACAAACUGAUUUACAGUAUGCAGGGUCAUGGAGACUCUGUGACAGGACUGUGUCUCAGCUCAGAUGGGUCUUACAUGCUGUCUAACUCGAUGGAUAACUCUGUGCGUGUCUGGGAUAUUCGUCCAUUUGCACCCAAGGAGAGAUGUGUGAAGAUCUUUCAGGGAAAUGUUCAUAACUUUGAGAAGAAUCUUCUCAGAUGCUCAUGGUCUCCUGAUGGAAGUAAGAUUGCAGCUGGAUCUGCUGACAGUCCCAGGAGUAUGACUUUCUUUCUUCUGCAGAAUACAAAACAAAAAUUUUUAGAAGAAUAUCUCGGCUUUUUAUAAUAAAAUGUCCACUUUCACAUUCGUGGCGAUUUGCAUUUGUAGUGCACCUACUGUGCAGGGAGAAGAAUUUACAGUAAAAAAAAGUAAAGGACCUUAAUAUUGAUCUGUUUUUCACCCUCACUUGUCAGAUUGCUUCAGAAGAUAUGGAUUUAACACCUGGAGUCUUAUGGAUUACGUAUAUGCUCCCAUUAUGUGCUUUUUGGAGCUUCAAAGUUUAGGACACCAUUCACUUGCAUUGUGUGGACCUACAGAGCUGAGAUAUUCUUCUAAAAAAUCUUAAUUUGGGUUUUACAGAAGAAAGAAUGUCAUAUACAUCUAGGAUGGGAUGAUGGUGAGUAAAUUAGAGAAUUUGGUGAACUAUCCCUUAAAUGUGAUGUGUUUG
Xyrauchen texanus (razorback sucker) is the source of this 1507-nucleotide messenger RNA. RefSeq names its product U5 small nuclear ribonucleoprotein 40 kDa protein-like. Gene Ontology annotation, molecular function: RNA binding; protein binding. Bases 160 to 1125 code for a protein of 321 amino acids. Gene Ontology annotation, cellular component: catalytic step 2 spliceosome. NCBI's taxonomy places the organism in Eukaryota, Metazoa, Chordata, Actinopteri, Cypriniformes, Catostomidae. The transcript is spliced from 10 exons. The record is from RefSeq and is a predicted model, not a curated record.